CGAGCAAUCCACUUACGUAAACGCGAUUGAUUCUGUCAAAACAAACUGGUGCCUUGUUCGCCCACUGGAGCUGGGAUAUUUACAAUGCUUGAGCGGUGAUGAAACAUAGCCGGAGCUACUACCAGAAACACCCUGCAUUUCUGAGGAACCUGAAAUAUCGAUAAAUAGGGGAACAAGAACUUGGCAAGUUAUUGCACUUUGCACAGAUCCAAUGACCUCGUCACGUAAGGACGUGGCCUGCUACCUGGAUGGAGUACAAGUCAAAGUUUCCGAGAAGUUCAGGCCACCACGGAGGAUAGUGCUCCCAAUGGGGCUAACUAGAAACUUCUACCCUCAAACACUGCAAGAAAACUACGACUUCCAUCUCGAGCAGAAAACAAUUGAGUUUGCCGAGCGCUACCGCAAAGAACAGGAAUCCAAGCGGCAAGCUCGGACUGAUCGUGUGGCAGCUGACAUCGAACAGUUCACUCAGUUGGCUGCGCAAGAUCGACCAGGUGUGGGCGAUGUGAGCCCGGGUUCAACGAACUGUGUGUCUGCUGCGGCUGUCAGUGCCGCUGCAGUCACGUCUGCCAGCAUUCUGCAGCCUGCGCUCGCUCCAGAGACGCCUGGUACUACUGCACCUCAGUCCACAUCACAGAAGUCAUUCAGCUUGGCAGAGUUCGAGAAUGACAGUUCAAGCCCGUUUGAUUACGUUGAGCUUCAGACAAUCAAUGAAUUGGAAGAGCUCAGUUCAGUCUUUCAGGGUAUGACAGCACAGUCACCACAAGCCACCUCUGCAAAAGCAGAGCAUCCUGUUAGUGAGCCAACAUGGCCAGACACUCAGGCCACUGAGACUGUGGUUGUGAACGAAGGUGGCACCAAAGCCUCUGUGCGUUUCUCGAGGAGUGUUUCAGAUGUCUCCAGCUCUGGUAAUGGGAGUGUCAGCCAGCCUACCAAUACACCACCUCCAGAGCCUGCUCCUCAGGGCAGAACCAACGCGAGAGGAAACAAACACCCCCAGCCACAGCAUAAUCAUCAAGCAGCAGUUAAAGAGGCUCCAACAGAGGCUCUCUCUCCUCUUUUACGCUCCCUAAUGGACAUGGGCUUCGACAAGCACAGGGCUCAACGGGCCCUGCACUCCCAAGGAAGCACUGAUGACAAAAAGGUGGUUGAAUACUUGUGUCAAGUGCAGUCACUUGUCGACGCUGGAUUCAGUGAUGUGGAUGCUGAGGAAGCACUGCAGGUCAGCUCAGGAAACUAUGAACAGGCACUGGAGUUCUUACAACUGCAACAGCAGUUCGUGGCUCUUGGGUUCACGAAAGACUCCAUUGUUAAGGCCCUCGUUGAAGCCCAAAAUGACCGGGACAAGGCACUGGACUUGCUCUUAGGAUGAUUUACAUUAUCCCUUUAUUAUUAAACAUAUUGCCAAAUUUAUUUUAUUAAUAAAA
Molecule: messenger RNA, 1427 nt
Organism: Rhipicephalus sanguineus (brown dog tick)
Lineage: Eukaryota; Metazoa; Arthropoda; Arachnida; Ixodida; Ixodidae
Product: ubiquitin-associated protein 1
Exons: 9
Coding region: 212-1372 (386 amino acids)
Biological process (GO): ubiquitin-dependent protein catabolic process via the multivesicular body sorting pathway
Cellular component (GO): ESCRT I complex
Molecular function (GO): ubiquitin binding
Source: RefSeq, a predicted model, not a curated record